AUGCUUGAGCUGAUCCCUGGUACAGCCUUGACGCCUAUUCAAGUCCGCCUCGUUCACAAAAGCUUAUCGCAAAUGCCUCAAGUUUUGAAAAGACUUCGCAAAUUUCAAGGAUUCGCUCCAGAUCACAAUCCGGACUCAAACCGAUUGAAAAUCACAGAAAGGACUCUAUUCUGGAUUGAUGCGAUUUGUAUCAAUCAAGAUGACUUGGAUGAGCGAUCUCAACAAGUACUUCUCAUGGGAAGCAUUUACAAGAACGCAUCUAGGGUUACUGUCUGGCUGGGGGAAGAAGUUGCUCGUUCACAGGAAGUGUGGGAUCUCAUGGCACCACUAGGCGACCAGGUUGAUAAGUUCAAAAUCAAUGUGAAUGAGAAAAACAAAGAAGAAUAUGGAUCUACGAUGGUCGUUUGCCCUGGAUUAUGCUCAAGGACCUUUCCAAGCACCCUGCUUUUGUUGACAUCAUGGACACCUUUUCCGCUCGAACAUUAUUCAUGCGUCUUUGGACAAUCCAAGAGACAUGCCUCGCGCACGGUUCUCAGGAGACAAAUACAGGAAAACGCACCGUUGUCACAAGAAGACUUUUUCGACAUGCUCUUAGCUUCUACGUUUGUCCAUGCUUCAGAUGAAAGAGAUCGUGUGUUUGGAGUUCUUGGUUUGUUUGGCGAGGAUACACGCGCGCCAUUUUCGAAUUUAGGAUACCCGAAUGAAUCAGAGGAAAUUUUCCGCGCAGCAACAGAAGCUAUAGUGAAUACAGGCGACAAAGGCCUAGAUUUUCUUAUCUACAACCAUGCCGCAGUCAUUAGUGGCGAUACUCUUUCAGCCCGGGGUCUUGUUUUUGACACUGUCACAAUUGCAUACCCCAAUUUCUCACUUAAGAAAGUACUUUUUCGAUUAGUUUUCGGGACGCCAACAAGUGCAUUUGAUCCUGUGGAGCAAUAUGAGGGUUGGAUGUGCCGCAUCUUACUACGGGAAUGGGAGAGAAGCACUAGCAAGGAUGAAAGCUCCGAUACUUGGAGAGGGAUCUUACUUUCUACGUUGAGAGCAAGAGCUGCCUUGCGCUUUGAGCAUCUUGAUAGACGUGUCCAGGAUGAUACAAUCCGAAGAGAUCACAACGAUCAACUUACAGGCGAAGGACACAACAUCUUUGCAACUUCAAAGGGGUAUUUUGGAAUCGGCGCAUACGGAAAGAAUAACCCCGGGUCGCCGUCUGCUGUGCAAGUCAAUGAUAAGAUAGCUAUUAUACCUGGUGUUAAGCAACCUCUGGUACUUCGUCCAUGUGAAAAUGCCGAGUACAAGUUUGUUGGGCCUUCUCUCAUUCCUGAGGUUGAGAUGGAUGAGUCGGUGCAGGUGGAGAAUAGGAAACCGAUAGAACUUAUACGUAUUGUGUAG
This is a messenger RNA of Botrytis sinoallii, 1386 nucleotides long. RefSeq lists its product as uncharacterized. Lineage: Eukaryota; Fungi; Ascomycota; Leotiomycetes; Helotiales; Sclerotiniaceae. Bases 1 to 1386 code for a protein of 461 amino acids. The record is from RefSeq and is a predicted model, not a curated record. The transcript has 5 exons.